UCACGCUGAACAUGCCUCUCGAUUACGACAAUAGACCAGUGUUGUAUGUACUAGGCCACGCUCUACAGGCUUGCCUGACGGAGUCAUACAACUAUGGCCAUCUGGGUCUUCCUGUUGCUAAAUGCUAUACGGACUGUGUUAGUCUAUCACGGACAUUCGAAGCUAAGAUCCUGGUCCUGUCAAAGUGUCAGCUACCCUUCAGGUAGCCAGUUGUACAAACUUAAAGGCCCUCUCUCGGAGUCUCAGUCAGCUGGUGAUGAGUCGCGGUCCAUGUUACCUUUCAAACUCAAGAUCGGUUUCAGAGUGGGUGCCGACGUGCUGGGCGAAGAAUUUGUCAAUAGUCAGAUAUAUAGGCGAGGUCAGGGUAAAGUUUCCGAAGUGACUCAGACUUCUAUGUAGUGUGCUGGUAAUAUUGUAUCGUAGGUUUAAAUGAGCGACUGUACGAGACUGAGACUGACCUAAUGCUAUAAUAUGCAAAGAGGAAGCCAUUCUCGCAUCGACAGGAACCAUCUAACACGCAAAGGGCUUGCCAACCGUACCGCUGGCGUACGCAUCAGCGAUCAACUAGA
Molecule: messenger RNA, 569 nt
Organism: Rhodofomes roseus
Lineage: Eukaryota; Fungi; Basidiomycota; Agaricomycetes; Polyporales; Fomitopsidaceae
Exons: 1
Coding region: 94-399 (101 amino acids)
Source: RefSeq, a predicted model, not a curated record